AUGGCCUGGACUCGAGCGGUUGCGUAUGCUGUUUUAAGCUCGCAAUUCUGGCUUCCCACCAAGGCUGAUUACAUUUGGCCGAAUGCGCAGAUCGAUGAGCUUGAGAGAGAAGUAUUCGAACAGGAAAACCCCUUUGACGGUCCCGGCAGCACUGUUUCUUUUGUGGACGGAUGCAGUGGGCCAGCUGAGCGUGCGCUUGGUAUAGGGCGUAGUUUUGGUGCUGAAUGGAUUAGAAACGCCUAUCACGACAUGGCAACAGCAGAUGUGUCUGCUGGAACAGGUGGCCUUGACGCUUCAAUUGUUUUCGAGAUGGAUCGUUCUGAGAACGUUGGAGAUGCAUUUCGGGAAACACUUGGCAUUUUUCAGGGCAGCUAUAAUACUCGAGCGUCUAUGGCUGAUUUAUUUGCCAUAGGCGCUGUGAUGGCUGUUGGCGCGUGUUCAAAUGGAAAGGUCAUUGUUCCAUUUAGAGGCGGUCGCGUGGACGCAGCUGGCCCAGGUCCAUCUGGUGUUCCGGAGCCUCAGCAAGACCUACCUACACAUACUCUCAGUUUUGCGAAACAGGGAUUUGAUACAUCUGAAAUGAUCGCACUCGUUGCUUGUGGGCAUAGUGUUGGAGGUGUGCAUGGUGUGGACUUUCCAGAAAUUGUCCCUAAUCCUGUGCCAACGAAUGAUGUUCGUAAUUCUACGUCUCUGACCGACGGCGGGUUGGUGAAUUAUCAUGACUCGCUUACUGCCAGUGCCAAAGAGUUCGUCGCCAAUGUUUCCCAAAACCCACUUGCGUUUGGACAAAAUGAAACAACACGAUCGGACUUUCGUAUUUUCAACGCAGAUGGCGGCGAUAUGAUUUCACAGAUGGCGUCGUCCAAUGACUUUUUCCUGAACACGUGCACCACUAUGUUUGAGCGCAUGAUCAAUACAGUGCCGAGAGAUGUUAAAUUGACAGAUGUUAUUAAACCUCUUAAGAUCAAGCCUCGAAAGUUGUCUGUUACAGUUAACGAUGACCAAACGCUCUCAAUAUCCGGAUUCAUACGAAUUGUUGAUGACCUAAUUGGUGCAAAUGGAACACAAGUUCUUAUCCAUUUAGCCUCGCGAUCCGGUGAAGCUUUGCCUGUGGCCACUGGAACGACAUCACAAGGGCUGACUGCAAGCUGCGGCUAUCCUAAUUGCGGUCCAAGCUACACCUAUUUCAGAUUCAGCUCUACAAUUCCCGCUGAACAGGGCGUAUCGUCUUUUACUGUCGAAAUUAUCGACGGCUCAACUGGAAAGGCUACAGUUUUCAACAAUGGUGGCAGCGGAUUCCCUGUAUCUGAUGCUAUUCUGCCAAUGUUUAGCCUUUCAAGUCAGAGCAGGAUAACCAUCAAUGGUAGUGACGAGUUACAACUCAAUUUGACCGCAGCAGUUCUCAAUGCGGAGAUGUAUGCAAACGUUUCACUCAUUGUUCCGCAACCCUCAAAUAAAACCGCUCCAAUUGGCCCAUGGACUCAGGAAAUAGUUCAUAUGGAGCCUUUGAGCAAAAUUUCUGGAACCAAUUUUACACUCUACAGAGGCAUAUGGCAGAGCAGUGGUCCAUUGACAGCAAUCUCUUCGCACCCUUUCGAUCUUGUUGCUCAGGGAUCGACAAAAACAGUUUCUAGUCUCUUCAACUCCUGGGAUGAUGUUGAAUUUGUUUGAAUACCUAUUGUCAUAUCCAUGUGAAUAUAGAAUAUGGAACAAGUUU
Trichoderma harzianum CBS 226.95 is the source of this 1717-nucleotide messenger RNA. RefSeq lists its product as hypothetical. The record is from RefSeq and is a predicted model, not a curated record. Gene Ontology annotation, molecular function: heme binding; peroxidase activity. Gene Ontology annotation, biological process: cellular response to oxidative stress; response to reactive oxygen species; hydrogen peroxide catabolic process. The transcript is spliced from 4 exons. NCBI's taxonomy places the organism in Eukaryota, Fungi, Ascomycota, Sordariomycetes, Hypocreales, Hypocreaceae. Bases 1 to 1671 code for a protein of 556 amino acids.